AUGCGUCAAUCCAUUGCUAUCCUCUCCAUCCUGGCAAGCGCGGCUUGUGCUGAAGACGUCGUCAGCUUCUUUUUCCCUGGUGGCUACGACGGCAUCGACCCUGUCGCAACCAUCAACACCGCCAACCCCUCCACUACCGAGUUCCACAUCGCAUGCCCCACGGGCGUCGACGAUAGCGAGUGCGGCUGGGGCCCAGGCCUCGAUGUCACCAUCCUCUCGCAAACGCGCUUCCAAGCCCAAAUGUCUACCGAUACGAUAUCCAUGAGCCUCGGAUGCGACUACAACGAGAAGGCAGUCGAGAUGACUUGCACGGUGAACCAGCUUGGUGGCAAUGACGAUACGGGCGGCAAACCCAUCACUGCGACACUCUCCAGCGAUGACGUGCAGUUCCUUUCUGCGACCGUCGUUGCUGGAAACAGCCUCUUGACUCCUGCCGCAAGUGCCGCGACCAGCAUGACUGCCUCAGCGCAAGCUGGCAGCACUAUUGCUACUACUAUGAGGAGUGCUAGCACGGGCGCGAUGACACCCAGUGGAUCUAUCAUGCCGACUAGCACCAUGGCUUCCGCUUCAGCGUCUACACCUGCUGCCAGUGGAUCUGGAUCGGCGUCCGCGUCUCUGCCUGAGAGCACCGGUGCCGCUCACAAGUACGGCAUUGAGGGCUCGGCGCUGCUAGCCCUUGCUGGUGCUGCUGCGCUGAACUUCUGGUGA
Molecule: messenger RNA, 708 nt
Organism: Alternaria viburni
Lineage: Eukaryota; Fungi; Ascomycota; Dothideomycetes; Pleosporales; Pleosporaceae
Exons: 2
Coding region: 1-708 (235 amino acids)
Source: RefSeq, a predicted model, not a curated record